Molecule: messenger RNA, 6060 nt
Organism: Bombina bombina (fire-bellied toad)
Lineage: Eukaryota; Metazoa; Chordata; Amphibia; Anura; Bombinatoridae
Gene: OSBPL10
Product: oxysterol binding protein like 10
Exons: 12
Coding region: 395-2677 (760 amino acids)
Cellular component (GO): intracellular membrane-bounded organelle; cytosol; membrane
Molecular function (GO): cholesterol binding
Source: RefSeq, a predicted model, not a curated record
UUAGCCUUUAGUGGAAAACUGUGUGCUUGGCUUCCUUGGGAGGGGAUACUUCUCCCUUCUCAUACAGACAUCAGCUAACUCAACCCCAGGCUACAGGCUUUUUAUUCUGUAUCCAGUUGUCAUUCAUCUAGCAACUGACAAGCACAAAUGCACCGUAUAUCAAGACGGGGUCUCAGCAAGUAAGCAGCAGCUGACACCAAGAUACAUAUUGCCAUAUGUGUUUCAUAUCAUGGAGGCAGUGCUGGAAGAUCUCAGAGCAGGAAGCUGCAUGAAAUAGAGACUGCAGGGAAACUGCAACUAGAAAGAACAGCAGGGUUGAAAGGAGGGACCUGUACUUUACUGUACAUGAGUUUAGUGCCUUGCUGUUGAGGGCACCGUAACCAGCAGCAGGGCCAUGGACAAGGCGGCUCAGCAGCAGCAGCAGAGUGGGGGAGGUAGCAGUAAUAGCAGCAGCCGGAGCAGCAGCAGAGCCACCUCGGCAGGAUCAUCUCCCUCGUCAUCUGGACGAGUGCUGGCUGCGGGGUCCGGGAGAGGGCUGCAGCAGCAACACCAGGCUGUGGCACAAGCAGCAGUUGGGAGACUGGACGGAAGCUCUGCACGGGGAGGCAAAGAGCAGCAGCACAAGCAAAUCAUAGAAGGGCUGCUUAGCAAGUACACCAACCUCAUCCAGGGAUGGCAGAACAGGUAUUUUAUGCUGGACUUUGACUCAGGGACAUUGCAGUAUUUUGUGACAGAAGCGAGUAAGAACCAGAAACCAAGAGGAAGUCUGUCUUUAGCUGGGUCAGCCAUUUCUCAAAGUGAUGAGGCACCCAAUAUGAUAGUUGUGUACUCGGCUAAUGGAGAAAUAUAUAAACUCAAAGCUGGUGACUCCAAGGAGAGACAUUACUGGUUAACUCAACUACAAGCAUGUGCCAAGUACCAUACAGAGACCAAGAGCUCAGUUUCACAGAGGGCCAGGAGCUUUUCAUUACUACCCCAUGGGACUCCCAAUUCCUCAUCCCCUGGAAGCCAGAGACACCUGACACACAGCGGCCCUACUAUUGUCACCGUCACACACCACAAGUCCCCUGCAGCCGCCAGAAGAGCCAGGAACCAGAAUUCUGCCCAGCUGCAUGAAGUAAAAGAGAUGAUGGCCCAAGUGGAAGGACAGCAAAAACAUUUGGUGCACACUAUUGAAUCACUUUCAGGUUCUGGACCCCUUUCUGCCUUGGACCAGGACUUACUCCUACUGAAAGCUACCUCUGCUGCUACCCUUAGCUGCCUUGGGGAAUGUCUCCAUCUACUUCAGCAAAGUGUAUAUCAAGCUGGACAGAAUAACAAGACUGUAACAACAGAAAACAUCAUGGGCUGGCAUGGACAAAAGUCUCAUUCUACAGAAAAUAUUAAAAAUGAAAGUCUCAGCUCUUUACCAUCUGCCAGUGCCAAUCUCACAUGGCCAAUGUUGCCAAGUACGCCUCAGGAAUACCACAUGCUCACUCAGGAUAUUGAGGUUGAUCCUCCAGAGGCUGAAGAUGAGCUGACAGAUACAGAAGAUAAUGAAGAAGCAGAUUUGGGAGUCAUGGAUGAUCAGCGCAGUAUAAUCCUUCACCUUAUCUCACAGCUCAAACUUGGCAUGGAUCUCACCAAGGUAGUGCUUCCAACAUUUAUAUUGGAGAAAAGAUCCCUCCUGGAAAUGUAUGCAAAUUUCAUGGCCCAUCCAGACCUGUUUUUAUCCAUUGCAGCUGGUUCAACUCCUGAAGAAAGAAUGAUCAGGUUUGUGGAAUAUUACCUAACAGCCUUCCAUGAAGGCAGGAAAGGAGCCGUUGCCAAGAAGCCCUACAAUCCUAUCAUAGGAGAAACAUUUCAUUGCAGCUGGGAUGUUCCCAAGGACAGAGUGAAAUCUUGUAGAACUCACAAUGCCUCUCCGCAAUCUAAUGAUACAUGCGCUGGCCAGAGUGCUACUACAGAUGAUUACAAGGUGCGCUUCGUAGCAGAACAGGUUUCCCAUCAUCCUCCAGUGUCUUGUUUUUAUUUUGAAUGCAAAGAGAGAAAAAUGUGUGUAAAUGCUCACAUCUGGACCAGAAGCAAAUUCUUGGGGAUGUCUGUUGGUGUUUCCAUGGUAGGAGAAGGUGUUCUCAAGUUGAUGGAGUAUGAUGAAGACUAUGUAUUUACACUUCCGAGUGCCUAUGCACGAUCAAUUCUCACAGUUCCUUGGGUGGAGCUGGGAGGUAAAGUCAGUAUUUCCUGUGCCAAAACAGGCUAUGUUGCCACAGUCACAUUCCACACCAAGCCUUUCUAUGGAGGAAAGGUCCACAGAGUUACAGCAGAGGUUAAGCACAAUCCCACCAACACAAUAGUUUGUAAAGCCCAAGGGGAAUGGAAUGGCCUUCUGGAAUUCAUAUAUAGCAAUGGGGAAACCAAAGUGAUUGAUACAACUAAAAUGCCUGUUAUCAGGAAGAAGAUAAGACCACUGCGGAAGCAAGGACAUUUUGAAUCAAGACGGAUAUGGGAAAACGUCACUAAUGCCCUUAAAUCUGACAACAUUGAAGCUGCAACAGAGCACAAACAGCUUUUGGAGGAAAGGCAACGAGUCGAAGCCAGGCAAAGAACUUCUCUCAAUACUCAGUGGAAGCCAAAAUAUUUUAUCAAGGAGGGUGAAGGCUGGACCUACAUUAAUCCUAUUUGGAAAACACCUUGAUCAUAACUCUACCAGAACCUCCAAUGCAGUGCUUUAGACCAUUAUACUAUAUUCAGGUGUUGACAAGCCUAUUACAAAAAAGGGGGAAAAAGUCUACGGUUUUCUAAGCAUCUGCAAGCAACAACUGUUUACUCAAAGCCAUUUUUUUCACUAAAUGUGUAGAUUAUAUAUACAUAUACACAUUCAAUGUAUCAAGACAAAUAUAUAAAUAUCUGUAUACCUAUAAAUAUGCUGGUAACAUAAUUUUUUUAUAUAAACAAUGCUGAAUUUUUAUUUGUCAAAAAUAUUUAGCAUAACUGACAAAUCGUUCUCAGUUUGUUCUCUCUAUGAAAUAUAAGCACAGCAAGAAAACAAAUAUGGACAUACAACGGAUGACUUGCAAUUAUGAGAUGACUGAGUAGUUAUACUCAAGCUUUGCAAUCAAUAUCUUGGUGUUAAAUAGUCCAAAGAGUGGAUAUCUUAACUCUUAAACCAUUCUGAGUGUUGACAUUGUAUCAACAAAGUGAUGUAUAAUAGAUAUUUUGUUUUAGUCCUGGCGACCUAAUAGUUGAAUAGCAUAUCUCAAACAAUCAAAAAUGGUUUUUAAGAUUUUUUUUCUCUUCUAGAAGGUAAGUGAAAUUUGUAAUUGUAUAGAAAAUAUACUUAAUUAUAGCCCCUCCAUUUUUUUAAAAAAGGGGGAAAAAAAGGGAAAUGGAAAAGAAUUUUUGUAUUCUACAUUAAAAAUUCUGAGCUGUGACGGCUCCUGCUUUAUUGAUUAUUGAAAUCAUUUAAAGGGAUACUAAACCAAUUUUUUUUCUUUCAUGAUUCAGAUAGAGCAUGUAAUUUUAAGCAACUUUCUAAUUUACUGCUAUUAUCAAUUUUUCUUCGUUCUCUUGUUCUCUUUAUUUGAAAAUCAGGAAUCUAAGCUUAGGAGCCGGUAGCCACCAAUCAGCAAGUACUACCCAGUGUACUGAACCAAAAAUGGGCCGGUUCCUAAGCUUAGAUCCCUGCUUUUCAAAUAAAGAUAGCAAGAGAAUGAAAAAAUGAUAAUAGGAGUAAAUUAGAAAUCAUGAAAGAAAACAUUUGGAUUUAGUAUCCCUUUAUCUAUUUAUGCAACACACUAGUGCAAGAUCUAACUGGCAACCCAUCAGGAAACCAAUCUGUUGAAUAGUGCUGCAAGAUAAAGUUUUUUUUGAGUUUUUUAAAGUUAAUGCAGUAGAUCCCAAAUUUGUCAAGUUUACAUGGAUAUGAAACCCCAAAUUUUCAUUUUGUAAUUCAGACAGAGCAUACAUUUAAAAAAAAAAUUUCCAUUUAAUUUUAUUAUCAAAUUUACUUUUCUCUCAUGGUAUUUUGUGUUGAAGAGAUAUCUAGAUAGGUAGCGUGCACAUUCCUGGAGCACUACAUAACUGGAAAUACUGCUGCCAUCUAGUGUUCUCUAACCUACAGUGCUGCACAUCAAAUAGCUGGUUUAGGCAAUUUGCAGCAUAUUGAAAACCUAGGUUACAGAUUUUGCUUCUUGACCUCUCUAGGGAGCAUGGGACAAAGCAUCAAUUUUACAGUUAAGCAAAAGUGUUUAAUGUCCCUUUAAAGGGAACCUUAGUUAAAAAUCAUAUCAUUAAAGUACUAAAGGGACAUUAAAGUCAGCAUUUCAUCUCCCUGUAGACAGUUUAAGGAAAAUAAUGACAACAUUGUAUUGUACACUCAUUAUUUAUUUAGUCUGUGUUUGUUCCACCCCCUUCAGAGAAGCUGGAGUGCCUCCAUUAUAUUUAAAUAUGGUAAAAUGAACUUGGGCCUACAACAUUCUACACAGUGAUUGGUUAGACCCUAGCAGAAGCUCAUUUACAUCUGUCACGAACAGACCACAGCUAACGAGACCAGAAACAUGGAUUCCAGUAGGCUUUUCUAGAGGGGUAUCCAUGAACCACUCUUGAUUUGCAAAAACCUGUAAAUUGUGCAAACAAAAUGACAAUGUCAUAUGAUUUGAAAACACAUAUGAUAUUUGCUAUGAGUUUAAUGUCUCCUUAAUCUCUAGUAUUUGGUAAUUUGCAGUGUUUAAGAACAAGUAUUAGUACAAAAUGCUAGAAGCUUAUACAUUUCAUGGGAAUAGAAAUCUUGGAGUACAUUCUAGUCUUGCCAUUUGGCUUAUCAAAGUGGUUAAUAUUACCUAAUAUGCCAUAUUGAAAAUUGAAUCCAUCACAUAUAAGCUUGUUUUUCAGCACAAAUCUGAUAGCUUCUGAUUUUGUUAACUGGUCAUAUACUUCACAUGGGGCAAUAUCGUAAACUCUGUUCCAUCCAAUAAGCCUUACAGGGGCAUAAAACCCUCAGGGCAAGAUUACAAGUGGAGUGCUAAUUUAACGUGCCCCUGUAAAAGGGCAAAUUUGCCCGUUUACAGGCAUGUGUUGAAUAAUCAGCCAAUAGGAGUGGCUGAUUAAUGCUACAGCAAGCUUGUGGUAGAACUUUGUUCUCAGUUAGGUUAACCAGAGGUCAGACCUCUGGUUAAUUAAAGAAAUGUCCCCGAAUUGCCCCCCAAAAUCAAGAAUAUAGUUACUUUUUAAAAAUGAAAUAUAUGAAGAAUAAUUCCUUAAAGGGACACAAACCCCAGAUUUUUUUUCCUUUCAUGAUUUAAAUAGAACAUGCAAUUUUAAGCAACUAAUUUACCCCAUUAUAAUUUUUUCUUUGUUCUCUUGCUAUCUUUAUUUGAAAAAAAAAAUCAGGAAUGUAAGCUUAGGAAUUGGCCCAUUUUUUUUUUUUGUUCAGCACCUGGCUAGCGCUUGCUGAUUGGUGGCUACGUUUAGCUAAAUUGCAUGCUCUAUCCGAAUCAUGAAAGAAAAAAUGUGGGGGUUUUGUCCCUUUAAUCUCUACAAACAAUGUUGUUGCUGGUAAAGGCUUUUACUGACUUCAAAUAUAGGAAAUAUUUCUGUUCUGAGAAAUAUUGAUAAUGCCAUCAAAUACUUUCAUAGAUCCAAUGAUUUAACUUAAAGUAGGAUUAGAAUAGUGUUUAAAGUAUUGGGCAACAUUAACAUAAUGGUAAAACGUGUUAUUUUGUCAGGAUUAGUGGCAAGAUCUACUCCAAGUCUUCUGUUAAUUUCCUGUUUAGACAAUAAUAUUAAUCUCAUCAUCAAUCAUUUUACACAUUCUUGUCUUAAUCUUAUUGGAAAUGAGAGAACACGGCUGGUUAAUAUUGCAAGGAAUGCAUCCUAUGUCGUUCACACUGUGAUGUUAGUACUUUUAAAUGAAGGCUUAUACAUAUUGAAUUGAUUAACUAAUGCUAAUUAAUCACUGGGUAAGUAAAGUUAUUGAUUGAUGUUUUUAUGAGAAGUCCAUUUCAAUGCAAAAUAAAUGAAGUAGAAUAAAGUAGAUUUUUUUUUCUGUAUGUAAUUAAAUAAAUGAUCUUUUUUACACAA